Messenger RNA from Phasianus colchicus (ring-necked pheasant), 2892 nucleotides. NCBI's taxonomy places the organism in Eukaryota, Metazoa, Chordata, Aves, Galliformes, Phasianidae. The record is from RefSeq and is a predicted model, not a curated record.
AUGGAGGCGCUGAACGGGGCCGGCGAGGCGCUGCGACCGCCGCCCGCCCACCUCCACCCUCACGCCGAGAAGAAGCGGCCGCACCGCGCCCCGUCGCCCGCCAGACCCUUCCUCAAGGACCUGCACGCCCGCGCCGCCGCCAAGCCGCCGCCCGCGCCCCCCAAAUCCCCCGCGCUGUCCGGCCGCCCCCCGCCGCAGCCGCCCUCGCCGCAGCCCGGCGCCCACCCGCCGCCCGCGGGGCUGCUCUCCGCGCCGAGCCGCCUCUCCCGGCGCCCCGCCGCCCCCGGGGCCAAGGCCGCUCCCGCCGCCGUCGCCGGCAGAGCGGGAGUCAAGGCCGCCCCCUGCGCCAAGCGGGUGCCCCGUGGACCGGAGCCGGCUCCCUGCGGCCGCGGCGGGGGACGGCAGCCCGGCGGCGGCGAGGCGGCCCCGUCGCCCGGCAAGGGCAGGAAGGCGAAGCGGGGCGGCGCGGCGGGAGGAGGAGGCCAUGCGGCUGCGGCGGCGGCGCUGGCCCGCGUCGGGCACACGGACAGCAGCUCCGACCUCUCCGACUGCCCCUCCGAGCCGCUGUCCGACGAGCAGCGCCCGGCCCCGGCCGCCAGCAGCGACGCCGAGUCCGGCACCGGCUCCAGCGACCGCGAGCCGCCCCGCUCCGUCCACGUCCCCGGACGCGGAGCGCCGCUGCCGCUCCCCGGUCCUCGCGGGGAGCUCGCGGCCUCGGGCGCGGGGAGAGCGCCGAGCCGCGGGGAGCAGCGGGCGGUCCCGGAGGAGCUGCAGCGGGAGGUGGAGGAGCUGCGCUCGGAGAACGAGUACCUCAAGGAUGAGCUGGAUGAACUGCGAGCUGAAAUGGAAGAAAUGCGUGACAGUUAUUUGGAGGAAGAUGUUUACCAGUUGCAGGAGCUUCGGCGAGAGCUGGACCGGGCAAACAAGAAUUGCCGCAUUCUGCAAUAUCGUCUCAGGAAAGCAGAACAGAAAAGCCUGAAAGUUGCACAAACAGGCCAUGUGGAUGGAGAGCUCAUUAGGAGCUUGGAACAAGAUUUAAAGGUAGCCAAAGAUGUUUCUGUCAGACUGCACCAUGAGCUGGAGAGUGUGGAGGAGAAACGUGUUAAAGCAGAAGAUGAGAAUGAAGUCCUGCGGCAGCAAAUCAUCGAGGUGGAGGUAUCCAAGCAGACGCUGCAAAAUGAGCUGGACAAGCUAAAAGAGGUAAGCAAUAAUUGGGAAAACAGUGCAGAAGAAUAUUGGUAGCUAAGAUGGAAAAUUUGGCACACAGGACUAAUUCUUGCGUGACAUGCAUGCAGAUAUUGCUUGUGCAACUGUCUAAAAGGUCUCAUUCCCUUUGUUGCACAUCUCAGGUGUGUUGGUAAUUUACAAAUGGCAGAGGGGUAGGUGAGUGGUGUUGUGUGCCUUGUCCUGGGCUCUUCACAGGGUUUCUGUCUCGUUUUGAAACCAGCUUCUGUCAGCCUCUUUCUAUUGGAGCAAAGCUGCCUUUGAUUUGCGGCCAGCGAUCUGAUUCCCCUUUACCCAGACCAGGACUUCCACCUAUUUUAGAGUCAAAUGAAGUGUGUGUGACUCAUCCCUGAGAGGUUAACUUGGAUAGGCAAGCUGCCGCCUUGGCUGCUGCUCUUCAGUGGUGACAGUGGGAGCCACCAGCAUGAGUUAGGCAGCAGGAAUGUGGUCUGUAAUGUAUAAAUAACAUUGCACUUCGGGCACAGAAACACUGUCUGUUGAGAAGAGGGAUCAUCUCAAUUGGAGCUGACAUGUAGUCGUACUGGGUGAAGUGAUGAUCCUUGGAAGCAAGUGAGCUAGGAGCAGGGGACAGUAAAGGAGAGCCAAAUACUAAAUGUGUCCAUAUCCCGGCCUGUAGCAGUAUUCCUGCUCUCUUGUUCAUGCAGCAGAUUGGCAGCUCUCAGCCGCUGCUCAGUUCUAAACCAGAUUGAGAUAGAACAUUCAAACUUAAUGAGGUAAGGCAUUUAUCCUCUGAGCCCUGGUCAGAUUUAGAGAGCUGGUGCAAUUAUGUGUUAUUUUAAUCUUUCAAACAAUGCUUACAAGUCAACUGGCACAAAGCCCGUUUCAGUUUCCUAAGGACAAACUCUAUAUUAUUUCUCUGUGUGUUUUGAGUUCCGAGGAUGAGGCAGUCCAGAACAAGAGUUUUGAAGCAUUUUGUACGUAAUGGAGAGAUUAUCAGCAGUUGUAAACAUCAGCAUUGCUAUGAUAGCAUCUGCUAAGGAGGACAAAAGGAAAGACUGGGUGAUAUUUUCUUUUCUUCUUUCUCAAGGUUGUUUGUGAAUGCUGUGCUUAAUGGACAUGAUGGCAUGUUACAGGGUACUCAGUGUAUAUUUCACACAAAAAUACCACGUCACUGCAAUACCUAAUGCCAUUUGUUGUUGAUUAACUCACAGUUUGCUAGGUAUUGCUAGACGGUCUUCAGGAUUAUAAACAGCUUGAAGAAACUAGGUUGUGAAUUGUGGAUUCUCAAACUUAACUCUAACCAGGCUGAAUUUACUCUGCUCCUUACAUGGCUAAGCUGAGCAGGGAAGCUCAAAAAACUCAGCUGUCUUCUGCUAUGCAAGUAGAAGUGAGAUACCCUCACUUUGGAAGCAGAAUUGCCCCCACUUAGGGGCAAAGACUAGUAGAGAACUAGGAAAAGAGGAGUGGUGCAAUGAUGGGAUAUAUACAUUCUGAUCUGGGCACAUAGUAAGGCAUAAGGUGUAGUAGUCACAGUGGGUGGUUUUUCAUGCUAUGACUGGUGUUAUAUCUGGAAGGCAGAAAAAAUGUCACAAGGUCACCGUGGGUUAGAAUAGGGAGGUUUAAAUCCUCCAUGGGUCACAUGAGGACAGAUGAGCCAGAAGUUUGAAAACACAGUGAUAUUUGUGCCAUUAGAGUGUUUGCAAAGUA